This is a messenger RNA of Mesorhabditis spiculigera, 945 nucleotides long. The record is from the annotation of a GenBank genome assembly. NCBI's taxonomy places the organism in Eukaryota, Metazoa, Nematoda, Chromadorea, Rhabditida, Rhabditidae.
AUGUCACGCAAUAGACGUAGUUAUGACAGUGUAGCCGUGCAAUAUGGAUUUAUUUUCAUGGGUCUUCUAGUGCAAUUCAUUUAUGCCGAACCAUCGCAACGAAUCAGUCGACAAGUGCCCCGAGGCUAUCAACCACCCCCACAACCAAUUCAAGCCAAUGCGGCAAAUUUCCAAUACCUCAACAGCCCACAAAUGAUGAAUCAAUAUUUAAAUCAUCCACAACCUACAAAUAAUCAAGGAUCUCCACAUUUUCACCCUCCAGCCCCACAGCCGGAAUUCAUUUUUUCGGACAGCAAGAAUUUUUGGAAAAUUGCCCAACCACCAAGUGCUGCUCCUGUUGGGUGGCAAGGACAAAAUAGUCAGCAAUUCGGCCGACCUCAAGGACCUACCGGCCAAAUGAAUGUGCAACCACAGGGAACCUGGUCGAAACGCCCUCCCCCAGACAAUCCAACUCAGAAACACCGCCGCAGUAUUUUUAUCCAUUUGGCCCUCAAUAAACGUGACUCGAUCGAGGCUGUACAGAAUUAUCAGAGAAAGUACGGCCCAACACUGCGUCAUUUCUUGCAUAAGAAUGUUCGCCGAGACACGAUUUUAGCAUUACAUCCAAAGAGGAAAAGACAACGCCCAACCCCAAGCCCAUUGCCGGAUCCGGUUGUACAAGUCGACGCGGCACUUUUGAACAAAGAUGGCUUCAAGAAUACACCCCCGAAAGAAGAUUUCAGUCUAGAAAAAGCCAUGGAAGAUGAAAUCGACAAGGCUUUGCCCAAGGUUUUGCAAAAUGUGGAUACUCGUCGUUUGUCUAAUAGCAAUGAUGAAGCACUGCGAAAGGAAUUAGAAGACGCAUUAAUUGAUGAGAUCAGCAAGCAUCUGAACAGGGAAUCGAUAGAAACCGGCCCCAGCGGCGUCCCAGAGAGUGAACUUGUCAAGGCCAUUGCCGGGGCUGAA